GUUACGCCCAGCGGUGACGCCCUUUAUUUCGUCUCCUGAAGUUGAGCCCUAUAAUAAAAAAAUCUGGUCACAUUGGAAUCGAAUUCAUUGGACGGUUCUCUCAAAUGGAAAAAAAUAAGGAGCAAGAUAAAAAUAAGCGAGAAAUAAUAACAUUUAAGUAUAUGAAAGUUAGACAUGUGAUUUUGGUCUUUAUACUUUGGACAAUAUGUCAUGUUCUAGCUUUCCACCAAAAUUUACUACCUUGUGAGCAACUUGGUGAUCUGGGUGAUUAUUUUUGUCAUCUUGCAAAAGAUCAUCAUCAUAGGCUAAAAAUAGUAUAUUAUGUUUUAUUGGCUAUUCACAUACUCGAGACAAUAAUUGCAUUAAAACUCAGCAGAGACCUGCAGUUCAAUGUUUUUGAUCAAAUGAGAUGGUCCUUGCAGACAUUUUACGGUGGAUAUUUCUCUCUUGGGCGUUUAGUAAGAAUGAAAGCUCGGGUGAAAAAGCAGAUGUAGCCUCGCAUGUUUAUGGAUAUAAUGGAUGAAGACCAUGAAGUGAAUAGUUUCAUACCCAGGCUUUCUAAUUGUAUAUUCAAAUUAAGAGAUGAAUACAAACAUUUUAGUUCU
Dendronephthya gigantea is the source of this 605-nucleotide messenger RNA. RefSeq lists its product as uncharacterized. The record is from RefSeq and is a predicted model, not a curated record. NCBI's taxonomy places the organism in Eukaryota, Metazoa, Cnidaria, Anthozoa, Malacalcyonacea, Nephtheidae. The coding region runs from base 105 to 494 and encodes 129 amino acids. The transcript is spliced from 4 exons.